AAAAAAGUUGCCCUCCAUACAUUGCCCUCGACCUUGAGACCCUAGAACUUCAACACCAUCCAUACAGAAACCAACUCAUUUUCCCCCUUCUCUCUUCCUCGCACAUCUCCAUUCAAAAUGGCUGUUGAAGGAUCUUCCGCUGCGCCUACUGCGCCUGCAGAGCGUCACGCAAUCGGUAUCUCCAUUGGAAACUCCAACAGCAGCAUUGCUAUCACAGUUGACGACAAGGCUGAAGUUAUUGCCAACGAGGAUGGUGGUAUGUAUUGCCUCAAUAUGUAUACCAGCGCCUGCGAAAUAUGUGUAUCAUGUAUAGAUUUCAUGGAAACUGAUUCCCUUGCUAGAUCGUCAAAUUCCAGCAAUCUUGUCUUAUGUCGACGGCGAGGAGUAUACUGGACAGCAAGCCAAGCAGCAGCUUAUCCGCAACAGUGCCAACACAGUCGCAUAUUUCAGAGAUUUCUUGGGCCAGGAGUAAGUUUGGCCAAAUUGGUCUUCCCCUCUUCCUCAUUCGAUUUGUGUUGAGACUGAUAUCCCCUGCCAGCUUCAAGUCAAUAGACCCCACCCACUGCCACGCCUCUGCACACCCCCACGAACACGAAUCAACAAUCGCUUUCACCAUUCAAGAUAAGGAGGGGGACGAAAAAUCAACCGUCACAAUCUCGGAAAUUGCAACCCGUCAACUUCGUCGUCUGAAGCAGUCUGCUUCUGAUUACAGUGGUAAAGAGGUCAACUCAGCCGUCAUCACCGUCCCCACCAACUUUAGCGAAAAGCAAAAGGAUGCUCUAAACAAGGCUGCCGCUGCCGCCGGUAUCGAGGUUCUACAGUUCAUCAACGAGCCUAUCGCAGCCCUUUUGGCCUACGAUUCCCGUCCAGAGACCAAGGUUGGUGAUAAAAACGUGGUUGUUGUAGAUCUUGGAGGAACUCGUUCCGACGUCACUGUUAUUGCAUCAAGAGGAGGCAUGUACACUAUUUUGGCUACAGCACACGAUUAUGAGUUUGCCGGUGUACACCUCGACAAAGUCUUACAAGACCAUUUCUCCAAGGAGUUCAUCAAAUGGAACUCCAUAGACCCACGAGAGGAUGCCAGAAGUUUGGCCAAACUCAAGUUGGAAUCAGAGGCAGCCAAGAGAGCGCUGAGCAUUGGUACUAACGCCAGUUUCAGUGUGGAGAGUUUGGCUGAGGGUAUUGACUUUACAUCAACCAUCAACAGACUUCGUUAUGAGACUAUCGCAAGAAAGGUUUUCGAGGGAUUCAACCGACUGGUUGAGGGCGUUGUUAAGAAGGCUGGUCUUGAUGUUUUGGAUAUUGACGAGGUCAUCCUUUCUGGAGGUACUUCACACACCCCCAAAAUCGCCAAAAACUUCCAAGCCAUUUUCCCGGAAAGCACAACCGUGCUCGCACCUUCAACCACACCUACUGCUAUCAACCCAUCAGAGCUUUCAGCUAGAGGAGCAGCAUUACAGGCUUCAUUAAUUCAAGAAUACGAGUCCGAGGAUAUUGAGCAAUCAACUCACCCUGCUGUCACCACCGUUAAGCAUCUUUCCAACGCUAUCGGUGUUCUAUCCAUCAGUGGCGAUGAGACCAAGGGAGUUUUCAACCCCGUGCUUUCCGCGGAAACUGCCGUACCAGCACGACGAACUGUUCACGUGGCUGUUCCUAAAGAGGGCGGUGAUGUUCUGAUCAAGAUUGUUGAAGGAGGAAGCCAUAUCAAGGUCACCAAGGUCGAGCCAAAGCAGAAUGGUAAGAAGAGCGAUGAUGAGGAUGACAGCAGUGACGAGGAAGAUAGCGACGAGGAGCCCGAGGAACAGAGAGAAAAGGUCUGGAAGAUCGGAAACGUUCUUGCCGAGGCUGCGGUUAAGGACACCAAGAAGGGAGGAAAGGUUGAGGUGAUGAUUAACGUUGCCGCUGAUUUGAGCGUGACCAUUACUGCCAGAGAGGUUGGUGCCAAAGGUGGUGUUAGAGGUAAUCUUAGCGCGCCUUGAUGAUCCUUUCGCGGACAAGUCAAAUGUGUCUUAACGAUUUCCUUAAAAAAAGUUCGAUUGGUUAGACGGUCACGAUUUUUCUCUUUGCUGAUUGGAAGCGCUCUGUGUUAGAUAUCUCCAAACAGGAGACGGGGGGUUCUAUAGAAUGCAGGAUUCUUGCAUGACACAUAGGAUGGACGUAGAAGUCGAAUAAAGAAAAGAAAUACAGACAUUUAAAUCUUAG
Messenger RNA from Hymenoscyphus albidus, 2202 nucleotides. The record is from the annotation of a GenBank genome assembly. Lineage: Eukaryota; Fungi; Ascomycota; Leotiomycetes; Helotiales; Helotiaceae.